Messenger RNA from Siniperca chuatsi (mandarin fish), 2979 nucleotides. RefSeq names its product propionyl-CoA carboxylase subunit alpha (gene pcca). The coding region runs from base 101 to 2236 and encodes 711 amino acids. The record is from RefSeq and is a predicted model, not a curated record. The transcript is spliced from 23 exons. Gene Ontology annotation, molecular function: propionyl-CoA carboxylase activity; metal ion binding; ATP binding. NCBI's taxonomy places the organism in Eukaryota, Metazoa, Chordata, Actinopteri, Centrarchiformes, Sinipercidae. Gene Ontology annotation, cellular component: mitochondrion.
GUGAAUGGUGUUGACGCCUCUCUCUCUCCACCACUCUGGUCUCUCUAAAGCUGAAACGUCAUGACGUCAGUGGCGUAGUUGACCGUCACAGUUCAGCAACAUGGCGGCGCACGGGCUCUCUCUAUCAUUGACCAGGCUGCAGUUUGCUGUAAAGUAUGCCUCAUUCCAGUCCAGAUGCCGUGCAGCGCACAGCAACGCUCAAUAUUCCACCAUUUACAAUCCCAGUGAAAAGACUUUUGAUAAGAUCCUUAUUGCCAACAGAGGAGAGAUUGCUUGCAGGGUGAUCAAGACGUGUCGGAAGAUGGGCAUCCAGACUGUAGCUGUUCACAGUGAUGUAGACUCCAGUGCUGUUCAUGUAAAGAUGGCUGAUGAGGCAGUGUGUGUUGGCCCCGCCCCCACCAGUAAGAGCUACCUGAACAUGGACGCCAUCAUGGAUGCCAUCAGAGCGACUGGAGCACAAGCUGUUCAUCCUGGCUAUGGGUUUCUCUCUGAAAACAAAGAGUUUGCAAAGCGACUGGCGGCAGAGGGCUUGACAUUCAUUGGCCCAGACACCCAUGCUAUCCAGGCAAUGGGGGAUAAAAUUGAGAGCAAGCUGAUCGCUAAGGCUGCUAAGGUCAACACUAUCCCAGGAUUUGAUGGAGUUGUCAAGACUGCUGAGGAAGCUGUGAAGAUCGCACAGGACAUUGGCUACCCAGUGAUGAUCAAAGCAUCUGCAGGGGGAGGAGGGAAAGGAAUGAGGAUUUCUUGGAAUGAUGAUGAAACAAGGGAAGGAUUCCGGUUCUCGUCCCAGGAGGCAGCAUCCAGCUUUGGAGAUGACAGGCUGCUCAUUGAGAAGUACAUAGACAACCCCAGACACAUAGAGAUACAGGUGCUGGCUGAUAAACAUGGUAAUGCUCUGUGGCUGAAUGAGAGGGAGUGCUCUAUCCAGAGGAGGAACCAGAAGGUAGUGGAAGAAGCUCCCAGUACUUUCCUGGACCCAGUGACAAGGCAGGCAAUGGGUGAGCAGGCAGUGCAGCUGGCCAAAGCUGUACAGUACUCCUCUGCUGGCACCGUUGAGUUCCUGGUGGAUUCUAAGAAGAACUUUUACUUCCUGGAGAUGAACACAAGACUGCAGGUGGAACAUCCAAUUACAGAGUGUAUUACUGGCCUGGACCUGGUGGAGCAGAUGAUCAGGGUUGCCAAGGGUUACCAACUGCAGCACAAACAGGAAGAUAUCCCAAUAAACGGCUGGGCCAUUGAGAGCCGCGUCUACGCUGAGGAUCCUUACAAGUCUUUUGGUCUUCCCUCCAUUGGGCGGCUGUCUCAAUACCAAGAGCCACUCAACCUCAGCAAUGUCCGUGUAGACAGCGGCAUCCAGGAGGGAAGUGACAUCAGCAUCUACUAUGAUCCCAUGAUCUCUAAGUUGGUUACCUAUGGAACUACACGAGCUGAAGCUCUUGCCAGGAUGGAGGACGCUCUGGAUAGCUAUGUAAUCAGAGGUGUGACCCACAACAUUCCCCUCCUGCGGGAAAUCAUCACCCACCCUCGCUUUAUCUCUGGUGACAUCAGCACCAACUUCCUGCCGGAGGUCUACCCCGAUGGCUUCAAGGGUCACCAGCUGGAGGUGGACAAACGCAGGGAGCUGUUGGCCUCAGCAGCAGCGCUCUAUAUCACUGCUCAGCUCCGUUCACAGAAAGUCCUGGGAAACCCGAGGAUGUCCUCCACCCCUGUGGAAUGUAGCCACUGGGAGCUGUGUGUGGAGCUGGUGGAGGGAUGCCAUUCUGUGGAGGUUACCAAAUCAGGAAAUGUUUAUACUGUGGAGGUGGAUGGAGGAAAGGUAGAAGUCAGUGGACAGUGGAACCUGGCCUCCCCACUGCUGCCUCUCACCAUCAAUGGCACACACAGGAUGUUACAGUGUCUGUCCAGAGAUGCUUCAGGAAAGAUUGUCCUGCAGUACCUGGGCACAUCGUUUAAGGUUCGCGUUCUGUCCAAGUUGGCUGCAGAGUUGAACUCCUACAUGCCAGAGAAAGUUCCAGAAGACACCAGCAGCAUCUUGCGUUCACCGAUGCCAGGCACAGUGGUGGCUGUGUCCGUCAAGCCUGGAGAUACGGUUGCAGAGGGUCAGGAAAUCUGUGUGAUUGAAGCCAUGAAGAUGCAGAACAGUUUGACUGCUGUCAAGCAAGCUAAGGUUAAGAGUGUCCACUGUAAGCCAGGGGAGACGGUGGGAGAGGGAGACCUGCUGGUAGAGCUCGAAUAAAACACAACCUUUUACCUUUUGAUGUGUGACAUCAGCACCGGGAUGAGCCUUACUCCUCUCUGUGUCCAUAGAGGAAGAUCCACAUUGGCAAACAGACUGGAAAAUAACAGAUGCUUGCUUUAUCUUGCCAGUGGUCAGUCUUCUCAGUGGCCCCCCAGCAGAGUUUAGUUUCCCUGAUGGUGACUCAGCUGAGCUGUAUCAGCAGUGUUGCAGUGUCUUCUCCACAUAUCGGACUCCUUCAUGUUGCUUAGUUGGAUGCAACUGUCUUUAAAAAAACCUCUUGUGAAUCUUUCCAUUCUGCUUCUGUUUUGUGUGUUUUCUAGACCUGAUUGUUAGUUUUUGUUAACUGGUCAGUCACCCAAAUUACAAAAAAUUAUUUUCUCAAUUUACCCCUAUGCUGUCUGGCCUUGCAGGUAGUUUUGGUUUCUGUGCCAAGGUUUUGAGAUGUUUAUACAGGAAAUGUCUGCUGCCACUCCACUACAAUGGAAGGAUAUGGACCUGGUUGAUAAGCUAAGUUUUUCAAAUGUCAUUUUCUGUGAUUUGAGCACCAAAAACAGUUCCAUUCACCUCUAUUGUAUUGGAGUGGAGACAGAAAUCUCAUUGGAGAAAACCAAAACAAUGCGCAUAGCUCGAUACUACUCAAGGUAAGUAGGAAAAAUGUCUGUUGUAAUUGAAUUAAACUGACACUUUAUAAGACACUACAUACAACCAAUAAAGUGCUCCUUCUUUUCCACAUACAGUAA